AUGGACAGCAGCUUGUGCCAGCAUGCACUUUCCAUGGCCAGCUCGGCACAUUAUCCCCGCUCUCCAUCUAUUCAAUGGAGAAGCUUUCGGGGGAUUUUUUCAUCUCAGUGGCACCUUACACCAACAUUGAAUCUAGGUUUUACUCAAUUUGUUCUCAAACGUUUAAGGCUCUUUGCAUCAUCUUGGAAGGCACGACAAAAUAUCUCUCCAGAGAAUACCCUGACUGUCUACACCGAUUAUGAGGAGAAAUUCGAGCUUCUUUCUCGAGUCUUAUCUUCCCGUCACGAGGAGAAUCUAAACAUGGUCCGUGGAGGUCUCAAACUGCUCUUCCUGCCCAUCUAUCCAAUGGUAUUACUUCACGGUGAUCUUGCUGAAACUAACAUUCUUGUGGACCACAACACCAGUCACCUCACUGGUGUGAUCGAUUGGGCCGAAGCUAAGAUAUGCCCAUUUGGACUUUCUCUAUGGGGGCUCGAAAAUAUCCUGGCCACGAUGAAUUCGACGGGAUGGAAUUAUCACCCUCAUCAGGAAGCUCUUCGGCUUAAAUUCUGGCAGACAUUUGACGAGGCUGGGGGGAUUGCAAAAAUUGCGGGCUUGUUUCACCAAUAUGGCUUCGACUGGGGAAAUGGUGGAAGAGACCCGAGCAAAGCAGCAACCGUGUCUUUCAUGUAUCUCGAUGCCUUUUGUGCGAAGGAAAUUUGUGGGACAUGA
Penicillium odoratum is the source of this 711-nucleotide messenger RNA. RefSeq lists its product as uncharacterized. Lineage: Eukaryota; Fungi; Ascomycota; Eurotiomycetes; Eurotiales; Aspergillaceae. The transcript is spliced from 3 exons. The record is from RefSeq and is a predicted model, not a curated record. The coding region runs from base 1 to 711 and encodes 236 amino acids.